GAGUUCCGCCAUGGGAAGCCACCGGACGGACCGUUGCCUCCUUUGCCUAUACCCGCUCCUCUUGGAGACGCCCCAUCACCCACCUGCAAUAAGCAGAUAAUGCAUGCACAUUGGAAAACAGGCAGAUCGGUAUCAAGACCGCCCUCUCGGUCGAACUCACAUCCGCUGUUUGUGUCGUUGCCACAAGUUGCCGACUCCCCUUCUCCGGAAUCAGACACACAAAGGACACAAAGCGUGCCUGAUUUAAUUGCUGCUGUCGCAAAGCCUUCCAUAGACAUUAGUCCCAUGAGGCAUUUGGAGGAUCACCUACGGCAACCGCACAGCACCUCGCCACCGCCACCUCACGACCCUCACUUACCAUCGCAAGGGUCGCCGCCGUCUUCAAACCACGAUGUACUUUCAGCUCCAUCUUCUCCCGUGGAUACAGUACUUUUAGAAUCGCCGUCUUUGAGCGGCAUUACGUCGUUUUCAUCGCUACAGACAGCAGAACUCUCGCAGGAGCUGUCCAUUCAAGUGCCAUCGCAAGAUGGGUCACUUGUUGAUAGAAGUGUGCCCUCUAUUGAUAAAAACUAUGCAGGUGAUACCGUGGAGGUAGUGCUAGCGUCGCCUCCUGUGCAAAACAUGCCUGUGCCACUAACAUCAGUAGAAAGUUUAUCAACGUCCCUCUCAACGCAGCCUCAAAUCAUCUCACUCCCAGUCGCCGACACCCUCCCGCAGGUCCAGCUCCCGUUGGAAGCUCCGAGUCUCGUCCAAAUCACCCACCAAAGCUCUAGCACAUACACUCCAGUCAAGCCACGCCCCAUAGCUAUUACCCCUACCCCUACCCCUCCACCAGCACCAUCAAUAACCCCGCCUACUCCCAAAUCUUCUGGGAAGAAGAAGAAGGUCAACGCAGUCAAGUCAGAUAAGAAUGUUCCGUGUAAAGAUCGGCGAUAUGAUCCUGAUAAGCAUUGUGGUGUGUGGAGUGAGGAGCAUAAGAGACAUUGCACAAGGUCUCUUACUUGCAAGACUCACUCGCUAUCCCUACGAAGGGCGGUGCAGGGAAGACGGCUCCCUUUCAAUGAGCUCCUGGCAGAGCACAAGGCAAGGUCCCAGGCCCUUGCUGCCGCCAAGGCUGCUGCAGCGGGUGGUACAACUCCUGCAGCAACUGCCAUCGCCGCAACCACUACUGCCACUGUCCUCAGCAAUAACCAUAGCAAUUCAUCGGGCGGGUCCCAGCCCUUGUUGAAGUCGCCAUCGUCAUCGACGUCCAGCAAGAAGGAGAUGCUAAGUCCGCAGAAUCUUGGUGGAACUCCUACGGUACCAGUUCUGCAGGGACCGGGUCCUACUCCGGUCAUAAUUAACUCAUCUGCACAUCCCUUGAAGAGGCACUUGUCUGUGUCGACCCCACCCUCCUCCAUCCAUCUGAUGAGGGAUGACUCCUCCCCUUCCUCGGUGGUCGUGGUCCCCCUGGAUACCUCCCAGACUCCUACCCCACUUCGGCAGCAGGAGCACCACCCCUCCCCGACACACCAGAGGAUACCGUCUCAGGGUGUGGAAGGGAAGGAGGCAGGGGAAAGACUAGAUUCUCCUUGCACUCAUCAUCAUCCAAGGCCUUUUGCUAUGUGUACUUACGGCUCCAAGAGAACGGAGCAAGGUAUGGUGGUGCUUAACAGACGGCAGGACCGUCUCAGGGCAGCUCUAGCUGGUCUGGUGGAAAGACAACUCAAACCACCUCCAUUGAAGAAAGUGUGUCACUCUCAGGAAUCCGCAGUUGUACCAAAUCUUGCCAAGAAUGGCAGCAACAUCACCUCAGUGCCUCCCAAACUCACAAACUCACAUCUGGACCAAGGCCUCCUCCAUUCAGCAGCGAUGCCAAAUGCCAAGCCCUCCAAGUCCAGUACCUCAAAGAGCAAGAAAUCAAAGGCCAGUAGGUCGGACAAGAGCGGCGACGGCACCUUCUCGCACCAAGUAAAAAACUCCAAGGUACGGAGGAAAAGUGGGAGCGGGGCAUCAGGGGGUGUCUCCCCCGCAAUCAUCCAGACGAGCAGCUCCAGUAACUUAAUGCAUAAUAUUUUCACUGUGUCGUCGAGCAGCAACGUGCCACUGGCAAUAGCACCAGCCACGUACACAGUGGUCGGAGGCAACGGACUCCAACCGGUGGAUAUGAUCAAUGUGGACAAUAACACGAGUGUUUCGGAUAUGCAAGGACAGCUUUUGAAGAACCUCAGAUUCGUGGUGACUAACAUUGAUAAUACGAACAAUGCCGGAGGAGCGUCGCAGCCUGCAAUCACGUUACCGAUCCUCAAUGCCGUGGGGAAUGCACCAAUGGUUAUAGGGAACAUAGGAGCAUUGCAGCUCCACGAUGGCAAAAUGAAUAUCAAGUCAAGGACAAAGAAUGUGGGAAGUAAGAACCUUGAAAGACAAAGUUCAAGAACUCGUAAGCCUUCAGGGAGUGGCAUUGUGCAUUGUUCUCCGCAGCAGACGGUGCAGAUAGGCACAGUCCAAGGGGAUACUAUCAUCGUCCAGGAUCAGGGUGUGAUUUCUAGCAUGAGGAGUUCACCUAGUCCAGUCCUAAGACCGGAGUCUUCAAGUCCUCAGCUGACCUCCCUCCCUAAUGGUAUCAUUCCAUCUCCUUCCGGUACCACUCUCUACACUGGUAACAAGGUGUAUGGUGGCAGCUCUGCCAGCAACGCAGUGGUAGGAGUGGGAGCGAGUGGUGGUGUGGUCAUGGUCGAUCAACAUCACCCCCAACUCCAUCAACCCCACCAACCGCAGCAUAUUCAUCAUCACCAGCAGCAACAGCAGCCGCAGCAGCAGCCACCGGGGGACAUCACCAGCCCGAGCGGUACGAGUACCCCCAGCCCUGGCGGAAACUCCACAGAGACCUCUCCCAGUGGGAGCUUUCAGUACAGCUCAGGAAUCCAAAGUAUAAGUGCAAACAAAUCCUUUUCAACCUCCAACUCUUCCAAGUCCAGUGGUAGCCGUAAACAGCAGCAGAAUACCAAAAGCAGUAGCAGCAGUGGGGCGAUGUCUGGAGGGGGCGUGCACACCAACCAACACCAGACCACGUCCGUUCAACCCAUCCCAUUCCAGGUACCCUUACAACACAUCAUGGCAAACCUGAUCGAUGCUCAAGGGAAAUCAUUAAGUGCCAUCAUCCCUGCCAAUCAUCAACUCUUUUCCGGGAUACAGCUUCAGCAGAGCGGGAGCGGGGCACCCGCUGCCACUCCAGGCGCACCUGUCAUGCAGAGCGCGGUGGCGACGGUGACGCCGGGCGACCACCAGAACAAGGCGUCGUCGCCACCCACGGCAGCGGCAGCGUCCCUCCUCGCUCAGCAGCCAAUAGCCUUGUCCCUGCAGCAACAGACGUCACAUCAUCACCAUCAGGCGGGCAAUCAAUCCAUCAGGAUACAAGGUACAGGACUUGCGACCGUUGGAUCGGUCGGUGACCACACCCCUCAGGCGGUGUUGAGUCCGGGUGGAACAGGAGAUCCAAGGCAAGAACUGAAGCUCCAUCAUUAGCACAGGUGCCAUGGCAGAAGCAAUAGCAUUCACUGACCGUACACUGUGUUGAUUCCCGUCUAAGGUUAAGGAUGUUGUAAUCUUAACUUCUUUCUUUCCAAUAUAUGUCCAACAUGAUUCAAUGCUCCUGAAAUAAGUCAUAUGGACAAACAAUCCUAAUUCUGCAUGGAAACGGUUACUUUUGUUCCCCAAUUCUGUCAAAUAUAGAUAUUUAAUAGAUAAUAAUCAUAAAAUCCAUAGAAAUGAGAUAAAACAUAAAAUAAACAGAUUUAUGCGGUUCACUCUGUGAUUUCAUUUGAAAUUUUAAAAGAUACAUCAGAAAAACUGUGCUCGAAAGAUAUCUGAAAAUGCAAGCUUUUGUUACAUAGUUUGGAUUUGUUUCAUGUCGUCAUGCAUUUCCAUCCAUGUUCUUUGAUAUCAUGAAUACCAAACAAUCCAUUUAUUGACAAAUGAACAGGUACCUUUAUUCUGCUUUGGAUUAAUUUGAAAUAUCAUAUUGUGGGUAAGCAAAUGUUCUGCAUCCCAGUUCAACAAUAAUUGAAUGCAGUAGUAACUCCUAUCAAAUUUGAUUUUGGAUCUAUUAAUAUUGUGCCAGUAUGUCAUUUUAAACCAAGAGGUUGUUUUACUUGUGAAACAUGGUUCACUGAUUGAAGGGACUUCCCAAUUAACACAAUAUAAAACAUGAAUAAUUGCAUUGAGCUCAUUCUUUUGAAAAACCUAGUUAUUUUGUCCAGACAGAUUAAUUUCAAGUUAAUAACUUACAACUUAACUUCAAGUAAUGAUUCUACUUUUGUCUCAGAUCAGUGAUGCAAUCGCUACACUGUUCAAUGUGCGUGCAUGGCCACCAAGCUAGCACUGAAAUAAAAUAUUUUAAAAAAUCAAUGAUUUUAUCAGCGAUUGAAGUAAAUCCCUGCACACAGACAGAGCAAAGAAAUCAACGAUUUUGUAGUAAGAUGUAAGAGAUUAAUUUAGAGAUUCAUCAAUUGGGAUUUAAAAAAAAAUAUUUCACUGUUUUCAAUAACUCAGUGUUUUUAUCAUGCCAUAUUGCGCUAAUGGCUUGAUUAUUUUAUCAGUGCACCAAGUUUCCAAGAGAAUUGCUGUAUGGUCCUAUGAAUUGCGGUCAUGCUACUUGUAUAUAUAAAUAUACAUCAAGAUCACUUUGUUCUUGUCAAAGUGGAUUGGAGUUGAUCAGGAUAGGAAUGUUGGUGUGUGUGAGAGAGAGUGAGACAAAUGUGUAUUAUCAGAUGGGCUUUCAGUCUAAUCCCCUUCCUUAUAAAUGACACUAGUUAUUAAUAUUGAUAUUAAUUUCAUUCUGAUGGAAGAUUUAGUACAUAAACAUUUUGACCGGUGGUAAUAAUCAUUUGGAUGCAUCAUAGUUCAAAUGAACAGAGUCAUUGGCCCUAAUUCUCAAGAGGUGUAAACCGGAGUAGGCCUAAACCGAAGUGUUUACACCCUCUUAAAGCUCUUGUGGAUCAAGCCUUUCUUUGUGUUUUACUAGGAAAGAGUAACAACAUGAUCUAUGGACUUCAGAAGUCUGCUUCCAAACGAGUGUAGAAUGAAACUCAACUAAUGAACAGUAAUUUGACAGAAUUUGACAGCAUUGACUCGAUAAAAUAUUCGUAUUUUCAUCAGGUCUUUAUGAUUGUGGUUUUUCGGAUUAUUAGAAGGGGUUGUUAGCCGUUUUUCUUCAUAUUCCAAUACAACCUUCACCCAUUUAAAGUUAUUACAAUAGAAUGAUACAAUUAAAUCAAUAAAUUAUUGAAAUCUCAUUAAUAUCGGUGCCUGGGAGGACAAUGCAAUUAUUGACACAUCAUAAAGAGAAGUGGUUGGAGCUUUUUGCCUGUUUUUUUUCUUCAAAUUACUUACCAAGUGCAAUUUUUUUGUCAGAUCUCUGUAAAUCGACAAGAAAAAUAUUGAUCCUUGUGAGGAUUGACGGGAAGGUGAAAAGCGUUGGAUGUUCUCGUUUUGUGUCAUGCCGAGAAGAUGCGAUUUUAUGUGACUCUUCGCACCAUCGAUUAUGACUUGUGCUAUGUGAUAUGUGCUGUAGAAAGGGUUUAAAACAGAGACUUUAUUCAGCUAUCAAGUGAACUUAUUGGCUAUAUCAUGCCAUGGUGAUUAUAAGCAAUCUAUUUAACAGAUAAUCAGGUUGAAAUAGAAGCUGAUUAAUGAUAUAUUUUGCUGUAGAGUAUAGCAAAGUUGUAGAGUGGUAGGAAAACUUUCCAAACAAUGGUUGUAUGUUGUGCUCAUGCUACAACGCUCUCCCUAUAAAAUACAUAAUACAUGUAUGGAUUACGGUACAAGUUGCUGCCAUGCUAUGUUACAACAAAUCCCUGUUGCUUACGACCCUCCUGCCAUUCUUUUACUUUUAUUUUCAUUACCAAAUUAAUUUAUUCUGCCUUAUUUAUUCAGCUUUUUGUAUUAUUCUACGUAAAUGUUAGUAUAUUGAAUAACAAUGAAAUGUAUAUGUAGCUCUUGUGUUGUUUUUUUCAAAGCAUUCAGUAGAAAAUCGCAUGUUCCUUGUUUUUGAGACUUACUGUAACCACCUUGCUAUUUAAUAACAAAUUCUGAACUAGUUACGGAUAGGACAAUUCUCAGCUAAAUCUUACACGUUGUUUUAGAGAGGCAUGUAUACCCUCUAUACAAGUCAAGAUAUUUAUACACUUUUU
Molecule: messenger RNA, 6170 nt
Organism: Lytechinus pictus (painted urchin)
Lineage: Eukaryota; Metazoa; Echinodermata; Echinoidea; Temnopleuroida; Toxopneustidae
Product: mucin-2-like
Exons: 9
Coding region: 100-3504 (1134 amino acids)
Source: RefSeq, a predicted model, not a curated record